This is a messenger RNA of Tachysurus fulvidraco (yellow catfish), 1809 nucleotides long. Its product is annotated as major histocompatibility complex class I-related gene protein-like. The record is from RefSeq and is a predicted model, not a curated record. The coding region runs from base 215 to 1258 and encodes 347 amino acids. NCBI's taxonomy places the organism in Eukaryota, Metazoa, Chordata, Actinopteri, Siluriformes, Bagridae. Gene Ontology annotation, cellular component: external side of plasma membrane. The transcript is spliced from 8 exons. Gene Ontology annotation, biological process: immune response.
AUAAGUGGGUCAAUAUUCAUAUGAAUCUGUCUGAAGCUUAUAUGAUAAAGGAUGAUGAAGAUGAUGAAGACGAUGGCUGCAGUGUGUGUGUGUGUGUGUGACACUUUGUGUCCUCGCGCCUGCUUUGGGAGGUGAACACUCUCUGUUUUACACCUACACGGCUCUGUCUAAACCUCUCAAUCUGACUGGAAUCUAUGAGUUCACCGCACUGGGCAUGCUCGAUGACCGAGAACUCGACUACUACAGCAGUGAGACUCAGGUUAAGGUUCCUAAACAGGACUGGAUGAAGGAGAAGAUGGAAAAGGAUUACUGGGAUAAAGGAACUCAGUCCCGUAAGAGCAAAGAGCAGUGGUUUAAGGUCAACGUGGACAUCCUGAUGGAGCGAAUGAGACACAAUAAGUCUGACCUUCAUGUUCUUCAGUGGAGACAUGGCUGUGUGGUUGAAGCUGAAAACGGAAAGAGUAAAUAUGUGAGAGGAAUUGAUGAGUACAGCUACGAUGGUGCUGAGUUCCUCUCGUUUGAUGAUGAAAACUCGAGGUGGAUCGCUCCAGUUCAGGCUGCUGAGCCGACCAAAAGGAAAUGGGAUGAAGUCUCCAUCCUUAACACAUACACCAAGAGCUACCUGGAGAAAGAGUGUGUGGACUGGCUCACCAAGUUCAUGGGCUAUAGACAACGAGAACUGAGUAAAUUUUCUCCCCCAGAGGUGCAUCUACUUACAAAGAGAUCAGUGACUAACAGCAAAAAGCUGACCUUGACCUGCCUGGCCACAGUUUUCUACCCUCCAGAUGUGGAGAUGCGGGUGAGAAAGUCCACAACUUCCCUGCCUGAACAUCUGGUAGUAUCUUCAGGAGUCAGACCCAAUGGUGAUGGCACAUACCAGCUGAGGAAGAGUGUGGAGAUCCUGGAGGAUGAAAAACCACUGUACACUUGUUAUGUGAACCACAUCACUCUGAAGAAUCCUAUAAUUGUAGGUGAAGGACAAGAUUGCUUUGACUGCUCCGUAGCUUCGAGUGUUAGCAUUGGAGCAGUGAUUGGAGUUCUGUUGGUGCUGGUUGGGGUUGCUUGUGUCAUCUAUAUUCUUUAUUCCAAGAAAUAUAUUGUCUGUCCAGCUUUCCCGAACAUAACAACAAAUGAACAACACGCUGUGAAUGGAAAUGUGGCAUAUGUUCCAGCUCCUGCAGCUGAUCUGGAAGCGAGUGGACAUGCGAAUGGACAUGAGAAAGAAUGUGCGAAUGGACACAAGAAUGGCAUCAACUAAGCAGCAUGAAGACAAGGAUCUCAGACCAAAUGACCACGAAAAAGUUUUAACCCUCAUGUUGUCUUUUACAUUUUAAAUUUAAUGUGGUAACAGAAUUGGGCACGAAUUUCAAAUUUCAUGCUUUUAAAAACAAAACCUGCAUGUUUAGUAGGAAGACGUCUAACCACAGCAGUGUUGUGCUAGUUACUAAGAAAAAGUAACUAGUUACAGUUACUAAUUACUUUAAUUCAAAAUUCAAUAAUUCAAAACUCAAUUACUUUGUGAUUGCUUACACUGAAAAGUAAUGCAUUACUGUUAAAAGCAGGGGUGAUUCUAGGGUCAGAGCUUUAGGGGUGCUGAGCACCCAAUGAGCCCCAAUGCCACCACCCACCCUCUUUUCACACAAAAACAAAAAAUAUGUCUAUUGAAAAAUAACUUAACUAUUUUAACAUCGAUUCGACUAACUCCAAAAUCCAGAUUUUUUUUUCUUUUUUUUGAGACCUUUCCAGAACACCAGCUUAAUUGUGAGAGUUCACACACACAGACACACACAGACACACACACACACACAG